Messenger RNA from Hemicordylus capensis (graceful crag lizard), 4892 nucleotides. RefSeq names its product mevalonate kinase-like. Gene Ontology annotation, cellular component: cytoplasm. The transcript is spliced from 12 exons. Gene Ontology annotation, molecular function: ATP binding; mevalonate kinase activity. NCBI's taxonomy places the organism in Eukaryota, Metazoa, Chordata, Lepidosauria, Squamata, Cordylidae. Bases 3076 to 4269 code for a protein of 397 amino acids. Gene Ontology annotation, biological process: cholesterol biosynthetic process; isoprenoid biosynthetic process. The record is from RefSeq and is a predicted model, not a curated record.
CAGCUGAGGCGGGGGGAGGAGAAGGCGGGCGCUGUGCGCUGCCUCGGAAAAGGAACCCAAGGGGGGGGGGGGGAAAGAAGAAGAAGAAGAAGAAGAAGAAGACUCGCCGAAGACCACCUCAGCCGUGCUGCCAGACCCCCAGAAAGGAGCGCCCAGCACCGAGGCAAUGGCAGGAAUUAGGGGGCUUCAAGCUCCGCGGCCACUUUGCCAUGGGAAAACCUCUGAGGAGAAACUAGGUCGAGGAUGAGCCUCCGAGGCACUGCAAGGAAGGGCUCCAUGCCCAGCCUUGGCCUUUACUUCAACAAAAAAUUAUCUGAGGGAAGGCUGUCUUCAGGACAGUGCAAAGGAGGGCUCUAUGCCCAGCCUGGAAUUUUACCUCAACAAUAAUAGGAAUAGUUUCUGAGGGAAGGCUGUCUUCAGGACAGUGCAAAGGAGGGCUCUAUGCCCAGCCUGGAAUUUUACCUCAACAAUAAUAGGAAUAGUUUCUGAGGGAAGGCUGUCUUCAGGACAGUGCAAAGGAGGGCUUUAUGCCCAGCCUUGGCCUUUACUUCAACAAAAAAUUAUCUGAGGGAAGGCUGUCUUCAGGACAGUGCAAAGGAGGGCUUUAUGCCCAGCCUUGGCCUUUACUUCAACAAAAAAUUAUCUGAGGGAAGGCUGUCUUCAGGACAGUGCAAAGGAGGGCUCUAUGCCCAGCCUGGAAUUUUACCUCAACAAUAAUAGGAAUAGUUUCUGAGGGAAGGCUGUCUUCAGGACAGUGCAAAGGAGGGCUCUAUGCCCAGCCUUGGCCUUUGCCUCGACAAUAAUAGGAAUAGUUUCUGAGGGAAGGCUGUCUUCAGGACAGUGCAAAGGAGGGCUUUAUGCCCAGCCUUGGACUUUGCCUCAACAAUAAUAGGAAUAGUUUCUGAGGGAAGGCUGUCUUCAGGACAGUGCAAAGGAGGGCUUUAUGCCCAGCCUUGGACUUUGCCUCAACAAUAAUAGGAAUAGUUUCUGAGGGAAGGCUGUCUUCAGGACAGUGCAAAGGAGGGCUUUAUGCCCAGCCUUGGACUUUGCCUCAACAAUAAUAGGAAUAGUUUCUGAGGGAAGGCUGUCUUCAGGACAGUGCAAAGGAGGGCUUUAUGCCCAGCCUUGGACUUUGCCUCAACAAUAAUAGGAAUAGUUUCUGAGGGAAGGCUGUCUUCAGGACAGUGCAAAGGAGGGCUUUAUGCCCAGCCUUGGACUUUACCUCACUAAAAUAAUAAUCUCUGUUGCCUCAGGAAAAGGAGGAAACCACUUAAGCCAUGCUACUCUGUCAGAAAAAAACUUUUUUCAAAAUGUGUGUGAGAAUGUGGGCUUCAAGCCCCUUGCUAAAAAACAGUCUCUGAGGGGAAAUGGAAUUUCUAAGUGGGGAGUUCACCUCUCUGCUUGUGCUUCAUCUUGCCAAAAAAGCCUCAACUCCCCUCUGAGGAUGCUGCAGCCGUGCUGACGUGUACAAAAGCCCUGCCACCUCAUUGCCCACAUUUAUCGCAUCUUGUCUGCAGAGGGUAAAACGCGACAGAUUCUCCCCGUCCUCAGAACGCUGGGGCGCCACAGUCUUCUGCAUCACGGUGAAAACCUGUCCACUAAUAGAGCGUUCUUUCUCUCUGCAUACUAAUGUUAUAACUAUGGACAGCGUAGGGCAGGACUUCUGAGCGCAACGGCACAGGGGCUGUAGCAGAGAAUUCCGUGAGGCCAGGAUCUGUGUAACUACAGACUGGGCCAUUUUAGUCUGAGAAAACUCAGUGCAAUUUGAGGCUGUCAAAAGAAACCUGAGACUUUUUUAUUCUCCUGACAGCUGUGUAAGGCAGCAUAACUCAUAAGAUAGUGGCUGGCUUGAAUGGAACACCCUCCAUGCGUGUUAGAAGCUUCAGGCUUCUAGAUUCUGCCAACACCUUUCUGAGGCAGCAUGAUAUCUAAUUUUCCAGUGGGCUUGAAUGGAACAUGCUUCAUGCAUGUGGGGAGUUUCAGACUUCUAUAUUCUCUCAACUGAAGAGAGAAUUCUCUUCUUAGCCUCUCAAAUUUGGUUUGAGUCAUUAGUUUUUAUCUUCUUAUAUCUGUGAACUGCAAGAGCCAUCUAGGUGAGACGGUAUAAACCUAAUACAUAACACAACUAUGGGAGGCAGCACAAUCUCUAAUAUAGUGGCUAGCUUGUAAGGAAGACGCUUCAUGUAUGUCAGAAAAAUCAGGCAUCGUUAUAAUUCUGCUAGCCUUAUGUGGCAGCAUCUCCGAUUUAGUGGCUGACCUGAAUGAAUACACUUCAUGUGUGUUCUGUUCUACCCCCUCAACAACACUUGUGGCAGCUUUGGCAAAAAGAAAUAGAAUUGGCACGUGUCCAAUAACUACUAUGCCCGAGUAGUGCUUUUGGAACAUUUUAUCUUCCCAAGAGACCUGAGUGGCAGACUUCAAGAAACAACCAAAGGAGGUAACGUCACAGAAGCCAAGAAGACAUGAAAGCAGCCAACCACACACACAGGCACACAGACACGAGAAGCGUCAGGCUUCCUUAUUGUCCCAAGAAGACUAAAUGUUCUCUGGGCAGCUCACAACACAACAUGGCAAAACAUCCAAUAAACACACAGACAACAUGACAGACAAAGCGCACACACACACACACGAAGCGUCAGGCUUCUUUUUUGUCCCAAGAAUAAUAAAUGUUCUCUGGGCAGCUCACAACACAUUACAACACAUACAACAUGACAGACAAAGCACAACACAAAGCAGCUGUGGUAGGCAGCCUCACCUCUCAAAUAGUGACUGACUAACUUUAAUGCAACACGCUUCAUGCGUGUUAGAAGCUUCAGGCUUCUCUAUUCUCCCAAACAACACUGAGGGGCUACAUACACUCUAAGGUGGUGGCUGCCUUUAAUGGGACAUGCUUCAUGCAUGUUCCAUUGUCUCGUCUUGACAACGCAUCAUAGCGAAUCUGGCAAGAAGAAACCGAGUCGGCCCUUGUGUCCCAAUGACUUCCGUGCCUGAGUUUGCUUCUGGACCAUCUUCUCCUCCCAAGAGGCCUGCCUGGCAGGUUUUCCUCUGCCCCUGAAGGGGAAGUCCAGUGAAGAAAUGUUGAACAAGACUUUCAUUGUGUCUGCUCCAGGGAAGGUGAUAUUUCAUGGCGAACACGCUGUCGUUCAUGGCAAGGUUGCUCUGGCAGUAGCAUUGAACCUGAGAACCUUCCUUCAGAUGACCCUUCGAGACCAGGGGAAAGUCUUGAUCUGCCUGCCGAAUAUUGGGACGACGUUAUGCUGGGAAACCUCUGAGCUCCAGCCGUUGUUAGCGGCGUUCCCUGCUGAUCUGACUGAAUCUCAGUCCCCAAACCCAGAACAAGUGAAGAAGCUGAGAGAGUUUGUAGGGAUUGUUGAUGACGCCGCCUCUACCCACAGCCUGGCCACCGUUGCCUUUCUCUACUUGUACCUGUCCAUCGCCUCCCAGUGUGGGGUCUUGCCAAGUGUGGACAUCGUGGUGUGGUCUGAGCUGCCCACAGGUGCUGGGUUAGGCUCCAGUGCGGCUUAUUCGGUCUGCCUGGCAGGGGCUCUGCUUUCUGCAUGCGGAGUCAUUGGGUACCCUUUGGAGGAGGGCAAGUCCGUGGCCAGGUGGAAUAAGGAGGAGCUGGAUUUAAUCAAUAAGUGGGCCUUCCGAGGAGAACAGGUGAUCCAUGGAAAUCCAUCUGGGGUGGAUAAUGCCGUGGGGACCUGGGGAGGAGCGUUGCGAUACCAGUCGGGGAAGAUUUCAUCUUUGAAAAGAGUUCCUACUCUAAGGAUUCUGUUGACCAACACUAAGAUCCCUCGGAGCACUAAGAUCCUAGUGGCGGGAGUGAAAGACAAGAUUCUGAAGUUUCCCGCCAUCAUGGAGCCAGUUCUCACUUCGAUAGAUGCCAUCUCUCGGGAGUGCGAGGGUGUCCUUGAAAGAAUGGCUGACCAUCCGUCGCAGGAACUCUACCCUGUGCUGGAGGAACUCAUUGAUAUCAACCAGCAUCAUCUUAAUGUGAUUGGCGUUGGCCAUUCGUCACUGGACAAGCUCUGCCAAGUCACCGCCUCGCACGGGCUGCACAGCAAGCUGACGGGGGCCGGCGGAGGUGGCUGUGCCAUCACACUGCUGCGGCCAGACACGGCUCCGUCAGUGGUGGAGGCCGCGACCCGGGACCUUGGCACCUGCGGGUUUGAGUGCUGGGAGACGGACAUCGGGGGCCCUGGAGUAUGUGCCCAUUCGCUGCCCUCUCUGAAAGCUGAAGUCCUGCAGGCUUUUAAUGGGAUUUAAAAGGGGGCCCUGGAACACCCCCUCUCCUCCUCGGAGUCGGUUCUUGGUCUGGCGAGCUGGGCCCUUGUUUGAAGCGGAUGCGGGAUGCCCUUCCAGGUCAAGCGCCAAGUGAUGGGAUUGCUUGGUGGCAUUUGGAUCCAGUUGUGGUCAGGCUGUGGGAGGAGGCAUAGUGUGGACAUGCAGACUCAUCCGAGCUGGUGGAAGUGGUGUUGGUGUUGGUGUUGCUUGGCCUGAGCUGAGCCUGGUUGCCUGGGUUGCAGGGCUGUAGCUGAGUGCUGUCGAGGGGUGUGCUCUGCUUUUCGCCUGCUGACUUCCGCAGCAAGGCUCUCCUCUUCUGUACUGUUGACGCUGGAAAGUCCAGCUACUGCUUAGCUCUUGUGCUGAGAAGACAGCUGCUAUCUCGUGUUCCUGUGCUUUGACGGCAGAACUGGUGCUGUGGAGACCCCCGUGGGGCUGAGUGGGGGGACCGUAGUGGCUGCGGAAUAGCCAUAAAACAGCAGGCGAGGGUGUAUGGGGGAUUUUUGCCAAGGUGAAGCACCAGCCAAGGGGAGGGAUGCUUCAUCUGUCUCACCCUCUCAGACCUGUCUCUUUAAAAUAAAUAUAUUUAUUUGGAAGCAUGUUUA